AUGUCCCUCCUCCGCACCCUCGAUCGGACCUCCGCAGUCUCGAAUGCCACCCAUGCCACUCAUGCCCCUCAAUCCGCCCAUAUCCGUCCAUUCCUCACCUUCCUCUACCCUACUCUCGAAAAGCAGACGCAUUCGAAGCGCAGUUUCACCCGGAGCGCAAUAACCCGUACCCCGCGCCGAAACUCCAACCCCGAGCAUCUGGACAACUUCUUCAUACAGGCACUGGUCCGCGCAGGAGCAUGCUCGUUACACGCAAAACCAGGCCACGCGCUGCCAAAGUCAUCUCCACAGGCUAUGCUGUCUUUGGAUUUGCGGCAAAAGAGCACAUGGCAUCAGGGUGAGAAGAGUGGGGGCACGCUCACGUCAGGCUUCAAGAAGCCCUUCAAGAGGGCCAGGACGUUUGCAGAGAAAGAGCUCAAGGCGCUGGUGGACUAUUAUGGUAUCGAGCUCGACACCCGUCCUGAUCCGGAUCUCGAAGACGGAGGCAAUCUGAUUUGGAAUGUGGGCGACGACCACGAGCCAUGGCCGUUACGCGAUGCUGCGGAUGCCAAACACAUCAAGCACCUUGAGAAACUACUGAUGGAUGACGAAUCACCUCAUGACGAGAUUUACGACACCUAUAAGAAGCUACAGUCACCGGGUGUGGUCUAUCUUCACGUCAACAUUAUACGCGCUCUGCUACACCAUCUGGCCAUUGUGGAACGCCCCACACCCAUAGCUAUGCAGCGUUUCCUUUCCAUACUCGACGAUAUGAAGACUGCGCAUAUCCACAUUCUGACGUCGGAAUGGACUUCAGCCAUGCAUCUGACAGGCCUCGCCAUGGGAAAAGUCACGGCAGACGACCUCCAAUCUUCCAUAUACAUCUGGCGAGACAUGGAGACGCGCGCCGGUCUACGAAGCAGCUACGUUACCCUCAACGUCCUCUUCAAUAUCGCUGUCAAAGCCGGAGAGUUCGCCAUGGCCGAAACCUUCCUCAAGCAAAUGCAGGUUCGCAAAUUGAAAAUGCACCGCCACCACCGCGUCUCCCUCAUCUACUACCACGGCGUCCAGCAAGACGGCAACGCAGUCCGCAGAACCUACCAAGAAAUGAUUACCAAGGGUGACAUUGUCGACACGGUUGUCAUGAACGCCGUCAUCGCCGCCUUGAUCCGCGCCGGCGAACCCUCAGCCGCAGAACACGUCUUUGAACGCAUGAAGCGCUUGCACGCAACCCGCAUGAUCCCGGCCCCAGGCCACCGCUUCUUCCGACGCACAUGGCGCGACCGCCGACUUCUAGGCCUCCACCUCACCUACGAAGCGCGAGCCCUCAAGGACAUGGGUGAAGAGGAGCGCCUCAAACAACUCCAAGACUACGCGCCCAUUGCGCCCGACACCCACACCUAUGCCGUCCUCAUCCGCCACCACUCCAGCACUGCCGGCAAUAUCGACCGCGUCAACCAACUCCUCGCUGAAAUGCGAUACAACUCCGUCCCCCUCAACGGCACCAUCUUCAUCGUCAUCUUCCACGGCUUCCACUCCUUUGGCGGCGUCCGCUACUCCUCCUGGACACGCGACCAGCUCGAGAAGAUUUUCAAACAGUACGUCAAAGCGCUCGAGAGCCGUCUGGAGGGCACGUGGCUGUCCUCCAUGGCCGUGGUGGCGGCGCUCAGGGCCUUUAGUCAGGUGACAGAUCGCGAGCGCACAAUGGUGGUUUGGGAGCAGUUGAGGACGCUGUGGAAGCCGAAUGAGGAGGAGUUGGAGAAUGUGAUGAGGGUGUUGAGGGCGCUUGUGCCGCAGGAGGGGGAGGGCGGGGCCGCCAAGGGGACUGGGUUCGAUGGGCGCGAGAAGGAGAAGGGUGGAUUUUUCGAUGGGUGGCCGCUUCGUAGGUAG
This is a messenger RNA of Plenodomus lingam JN3, 1869 nucleotides long. RefSeq lists its product as uncharacterized. The record is from RefSeq and is a predicted model, not a curated record. Gene Ontology annotation, molecular function: protein binding. Lineage: Eukaryota; Fungi; Ascomycota; Dothideomycetes; Pleosporales; Leptosphaeriaceae.